UCCAUCCCAACCUCCUUGACCCAGCCAGCUGUCCGACUGCGGGUUAGGAUGGCUGAGGAGGAGGGCGAUGUGGACGAGGAGGAUGUGUUCGUGGCAUUUGGCCGGCAGCCCUCUCCACCCAGGGGUCCCCUGCGUCGGGCCAUGGACAAGGCUUUCUUUAUCUUCCUGGUCUUCGUCCUGACACUGUUGAUGAUGGAGGCUGUUUAUAAGCUGCUGUGGCUGCUACCAUGGGCAAAGUUUGGAGACUGGCUCCUGAGAACACCUCAGAAGGAGGAGGAGCUGGAACUAUGACCACCCUUCCUGUAAACAUCCUCCCCCCCGCAAGGAGCUCUUCCAGAAGAAAAGACGAGACUCCGAGGCCUUUUACGAGCCUCAUUUCGUCUCACAGUCCAUACAGCGGCAAUCUGCAGAUUCUCCUCAGAGCCUCCUCCUCCCCACAACGCCCGUCCUCAGGCCCUGGAGCUUCUGGACAAAGCCCGGCCUCCCGGCCAUCAUCGCCUCCGCCUCGGGGACCUCCUCCAGAAAAGACGUCGUAGAACCACCUAGAUUCUACCUACUUGGCUGGCCAAUAGUUCUGUAGUGGAAAGCAAACCAGCAACAAUAACAAUAAUAAUAAAACAUUUGUACAGCU
Messenger RNA from Phacochoerus africanus (Common warthog), 631 nucleotides. RefSeq names its product small integral membrane protein 40 (gene SMIM40). The coding region runs from base 49 to 291 and encodes 80 amino acids. NCBI's taxonomy places the organism in Eukaryota, Metazoa, Chordata, Mammalia, Artiodactyla, Suidae. The record is from RefSeq and is a predicted model, not a curated record. The transcript has 2 exons.